AACCAAGCAAACACUCCCAUAGUACCUUGUGUGAUGGGCUUAUUGUCAGACUAAUAUUGUAUUUUUACAUUAUGACUGUCAGCUAAGGCUUCUGAUGAGAACCUUCUGAACCUUCAGCUUUAUUUUUAAUGUCACUAAUGUUUUAACAUACUGGAUUGUGCAUUGUGCCAGACUAUAAGGUCCAGAAUGAUUGCCAAACCCAACUGUUCCUCAACAAAUACCUAUGUAUCAAGAUGUGUCCAAGACCUGCUUUGCAACACCAGUGUUGUGUUGAACCUUAGUGAGGUGGAGAUGGAUGAGUUUUGCCUCCACCAAGACGAGUAUCUGGAGAAAUAUCUGGGGCCCAGACGUUCCCCGGUGUUUCUGCCUGUGUGUAUCACCUACCUGCUCAUCUUCUUGGUGGGAGCGUUGGGGAACAUUCUUACGUGCAUCGUUAUUGCUCGCAACAAGGUCAUGAGGACGCCCACCAACUUCUACCUGUUCAGUUUGGCGGUGUCGGACCUGCUGGUGCUUCUUCUGGGAAUGCCUUUGGAGCUCUACGAAAUGUGGAGCAACUAUCCGUUCCUUUUUGGCAAAGGUGGCUGCUACUUCAAGACCUUCCUCUUUGAGACUGUAUGCUUCGCCUCCAUCUUGAAUGUAACAGCACUGAGUGUGGAGCGCUACAUUGCUGUAGUCCAUCCACUAAGGGUCAAAUACGUAGUGACACGCACUCACGCCAAGCGGGUGAUCUUGAGCGUGUGGAGCGUUUCUGUAUUAUGUGCCAUUCCCAACACCAGCCUCCAUGGUAUCUUCACCCUCCCUGUUCCCAAAGGGAAAGGCGUAGGUGCCUUGUCCACGUCUGCCACCUGCAUGCUGGUCAAGCCACGCUGGAUGUACAACCUGAUCAUCCAAAUCACAACUCUGCUGUUUUUCCUCCUGCCCAUGUUGACCAUCAGCGUGCUGUAUUUGCUCAUCGGCAUGCAGCUAAAACGGGAAAAGAUGUUGCAUGUCCUGGAGGCAAAUGCCAGUGUGGGACAAGACAGCUCCUCUAAUGUGCGCAGUCAGCAGCAGAAAACCCGUCGCCAGCAGGUCACUAAAAUGUUGUUUGUACUAGUGGUCAUGUUUGGCAUCUGUUGGGCUCCGUUCCACACCGAUCGACUCAUGUGGAGUUUCCUGGACCAGAAGAGCAGCGAGCACAUGAAGAUUUUCCAGGUUUAUGAAUACGUCCAUGUCAUCUCGGGGGUCUUCUUCUAUCUGAGCUCAGCCAUUAAUCCGAUUCUCUACAACCUCAUGUCCACCCGCUUCAGGGAGAUGUUUAAAGAGGUGAUGUGUCACCACAAAUGGCAUCCUGUCCCAAGGAAACGCUCGCUGAGCAUGACGAGGGUUACUGUGCGCAGCACCUUGAGUGAAGUCCCACCCUGCAAUGGCACAGUAACUACAGAAGGAGAAGAUUGUGAUAUGGAUGACUGCCAGGAAAAUAAGACCAACCUUUCCUAAGAAAGUAGCAGUUGCAGCAUGCUUCAGAAACCCUCCACCUCCCCAGCUCCACCUGUAUAGAUCUGCUAUUAGGUGAUUUCAUGCGUGUCGUAUAUGGGGGUUAUUUCAUGUAUAUUAAAUGUACAGAUGAAUACCUGUAUUUCUAGAUCUAUUAUGCAAAAUGUAUGAAUAUUAAUUUGACAUUUUGCUGUGCAACUGCAUGACCUAAAAUAUUAUAUUUGACAUUAGAUACAGGCUUACAGAAAGAGGAAUAAGACAGAUGGCUAAUUCACACGAAAUGCUUUGGGCAUAUACUAUGAACCAUGUGCUAAUGUCAUAUGGAAAAUGUCAAUGCAAACCAUAGAUCCUUUAGUAAUUUCACAUGAAAACAUUUGUAACUUUAUUUAAAUAGGUUUUGUGAGUCAAAACUGUCAAACGUGGCCUUGUUUACUUGCUUAAAGUACAUUGCUGUUCUUUUUGUCCAUGAUUUAUCAAUCCACAUUAUUGCUGAGAAUGAAAAUGUUUGCUUUGUAAUCAUAUAGAGACGACUUACAUGAUCCAAAUCAGUGAAUAAAAAGAAUUAUAUUCAGCAAUUACAUACAUUUCCAUGGAACGUUCAUAGACAACAAACCAGAAAAAAAGCUUUUAUUUUGUGAUGAAAUGUUUUAUAUUUAAAUUCUUAUGUCCAAAAGUGUAUUAUAUUUCUGACUGUGAAACUAAACUGAAAUAUACUGCUAUCUCUUCUUCUGAAAAGCUUUGUAAAUUAAAAGGAUUGGUCUGCA
Carassius auratus (goldfish) is the source of this 2237-nucleotide messenger RNA. Its product is annotated as neuromedin-U receptor 1. The coding region runs from base 187 to 1476 and encodes 429 amino acids. Gene Ontology annotation, biological process: neuropeptide signaling pathway. NCBI's taxonomy places the organism in Eukaryota, Metazoa, Chordata, Actinopteri, Cypriniformes, Cyprinidae. Gene Ontology annotation, molecular function: neuromedin U receptor activity. Gene Ontology annotation, cellular component: plasma membrane. The transcript has 3 exons. The record is from RefSeq and is a predicted model, not a curated record.